UUUUGGCUCCUUUCUAAGCCUGCACGUCAUUCUUACAACGCAGAUGGAUUUACAGAGUUUAGUUGUGACAAUUUACUUGCCUUUAGAUGAAAAACGAGGCAGAAACUAUUGGAAGAAGACUGGCAAUAUUUAAGAGAGCCCAUGCAAGAGGGGGCCGGGUCCUACAUGCCUUGCGAGCUGAGCGCCGGCCGGCUCACGGCGCAGGCGCAGUGGGGUCUGACUCGCCAUGCCGACUGUCAGCGUGAAGCGGGAUCUGCUCUUCAAAGCCCUGGGUCGGACCUACACUGACGAAGAAUUUGAUGAACUAUGUUUUGAAUUUGGUCUGGAACUUGAUGAAAUUACUUCUGAGAAAGAAAUCAUAAGUAAGGAACAAGGUAAUGAAAAGGCAGAGGGAGCCUCUAAUAUUGUUCUUUACAAAAUUGACAUCCCUGCCAAUAGAUAUGAUCUCCUGUGUUUGGAAGGAUUGGUUCGAGGACUUCAAGUCUUCAAAGAAAGGAUAAAGGCUCCAAUGUAUAAGCGGGUAAUGCCUAAUGGAGAAAUCCAGAAAUUGAUGAUCACUGAAGAGACAGCUAAAAUACGUCCUUAUGCUGUGGCAGCAGUUCUCCGAAAUAUAAAGUUCACUAAAGAUCGAUAUGACAGCUUCAUCGAACUCCAGGAGAAAUUACAUCAGAACAUUUGCAGGAAAAGAGCCUUGGUUGCUAUUGGUACUCAUGAUUUGGACACUUUGUCAGGCCCUUUUACAUAUACAGCAGAGCGACCUUCAGAUAUCAAAUUCAAGCCUCUAAAUAAGACCAAGGAGUAUACAGCCUGUGAACUGAUGAAUAUAUACAAGACUGACAACCACCUUAAACAUUAUUUACAUAUCAUUGAAAAUAAACCCCUGUACCCAGUUAUCUAUGAUAGCAAUGGUGUCAUCCUUUCAAUGCCUCCGAUUGUCAAUGGAAAUCAUUCCAAAAUAACCGUAAAUACUAAAAAUGUAUUUAUUGAAUGCACAGGAACUGACUUCACUAAGGCAAAAAUAGUUCUUGAUGUUAUUGUCACCAUGUUCAGUGAAUAUUGUAAGAAUCAAUUUAUGGUUGAAGCAGCUGAAGUAGUUUUUCCUAAUGGAAAAUCCUAUACCUUUCCAGAACUGGCUUACCGAAAGGAGAUAGUGAGAGCUGAUCUAAUUAACAAAAAAGUUGGAAUCAGAGAAACUCCAGAAAAUAUUGCCAAGCUUCUAACCAGGAUGUGUUUAAAGUCAGAAGUAAUAGGUGAUGGGAAUCAGAUUGAGAUCGAAAUCCCACCGACCAGAGCUGACAUUAUCCAUGCAUGUGAUAUUGUAGAAGAUGCAGCUAUUGCCUAUGGAUAUAACAACAUUCAGAUGACUCUCCCGAAAACCUACACCAUAGCUAAUCAAUUUCCUCUUAAUAAGCUCACAGAACUCCUAAGACAUGACAUGGCAGCCACUGGAUUCACGGAAGUGCUUACCUUUGCUCUGUGCUCCCAAGAAGAUAUUGCUGAUAAACUUGGUUUGGACAUCUCUGCAACAGAGGCUGUCCACAUAAGUAAUCCUAAAACAGCUGAAUUUCAGGUGGCACGCACUACCCUUCUUCCUGGCCUCCUAAAGACCAUAGCUGCGAAUCGGAAGAUGCCCCUUCCUCUGAAACUCUUUGAAAUCUCUGACAUCGUAGUAAAAGAUUCUAGCAGAGAUGUAGGUGCAAGAAACUACAGGCAUCUCUGUGCUGUUUAUUACAACAAGAAUCCUGGGUUCGAGAUAAUCCAUGGGCUACUAGACAGAAUCAUGCAGUUGCUUAAUGUGCCUCCUGGUGAAAAGAAGGGCGGAUAUGUGAUCAAAGCAUCAGAAGGCCCUGCUUUCUUCCCUGGGAGAUGCGCAGAGAUCUUUGCCAAGGGUCAGAGCAUCGGGAAGCUUGGGGUCCUUCAUCCUGAUGUCAUCACCAAAUUUGAGCUGACUAUGCCCUGCUCCUCCCUGGAAAUCAAUAUCGAGCCCUUUUUGUGAAGAUGGGUCUCUGCUGUGUGACUCUCUCCCUGAGUGUCCCCUUCUCCUUCCCUGUCAUCCUGUAGCCAUCUCCACAGGGACCAUCCAUUUGUGCUUUAAUGUUUAAUAAAGUAGAAAGUGAUGGCUGGCUCCAUGGGUCAUUGCUGCCUGCUCCCUGCAUUAGGACAGCUUGUGGAACAUGGUGUCCGUGAAGCUGCAUGGUUAGGAAAAGCCCAGAGGAGCGCAGGA
Molecule: messenger RNA, 2224 nt
Organism: Odobenus rosmarus divergens (Pacific walrus)
Lineage: Eukaryota; Metazoa; Chordata; Mammalia; Carnivora; Odobenidae
Gene: FARSB
Product: phenylalanyl-tRNA synthetase, beta subunit
Exons: 17
Coding region: 227-1996 (589 amino acids)
Biological process (GO): phenylalanyl-tRNA aminoacylation
Cellular component (GO): cytoplasm; phenylalanine-tRNA ligase complex
Molecular function (GO): magnesium ion binding; ATP binding; RNA binding
Source: RefSeq, a predicted model, not a curated record